CCAACUACAAAAUAAAUUAAAUGUUUUUGUUUGGUUACAUUCAAAUACAUUUACAUUGUAUUGCUGAUUGAUCGAACAAAGCUUUACAAUAAUAUAAAACCUUACAUUCGACGUUCAAACACGAAACUAACAAUUAUUGCUUCCACGUGCCUUUGCCGCGAAAUAUUUUAAAUGAUGAUUUACACACGCCCAUUCUCCUCCCUCUUGCAAAAUUCAAAACAAAAACAAAGAAGAAAAGGAUCGAAGCGGUGCGGUGCUUUUGUUCAAUUUUAUUUUUUUACGGAAAACUCGAAAAUGUUGACGUACAAAUUUAAAAUAUUAUUAGGCAAUUAUUACUAAAACGUUGUGUUAAUAUUCCUACGAAAUGAAGCCCCCGAAAGAAUACAUCAAAACUUUCCUGAGCCACAGCUCUUCACUGACGCACCUGCACAACCUUUCCAAGGGUCUUGUAUGGUCCUGCCAGUGUUUGUACCGUGAUGGAAGAAACAGUAUCGCUGCCCUGAACCAUUUGACCGCCGCCCUGAUCGACUGUGUCCUUGGUGUGGUCAUCAUUCAUUAUUUCCUCAACCUCUUCACUGCACAACUCCUAGUCGACUGGGCAAUGUCUGUCAUAGAUGAAGGAGUUGUCUUGCUAAGGUCGCUCUUGUCCUUCUUGAUGGGCUCACCAGCAGGGUUAAAAUUAAACACCCACUUGAACCGAUUUCUCGGGAAGUUUUUUAUUUACAAUGUCAACCUCUGGUGGGUGUUUCUAGAUCACUGCCAGCCUGUUUUGUCAAUUGCAUUCCAUGCUCUCCAAUGGCUCGGAUUCUUAGGAAUCACAACUCACAUUGCCAUCAUUGCUGAUCUCAUUGCUCUGGCAAGCUUCCAUGCCUACUGCAUCUACGUUUAUGCAGCUCGAUUUUGCUCAUUGCAACUGAAGGCAUUAGUGUACCUUUGGAGGCUGUUUCUGGGGCGCAAGUGGAACCCUCAGAGACAAUGUGUGGAUAGUUUUGACUACCCUCCGAGCCAGUUGUUCGUAGGUGUACUGCUCUUCACUGUAUUAAUUUACUCACUGCCAACAACCACGGUCUACUAUGUCUUCUUCACAACGAUUCGCCUCUUAUUCUUUGUAAUCAAUGGCAUUCUCGCUCGGGUCCGCUACUUCAUACGAACCUUUCCCAUCUUCAUCACAAUUGCCUGGUUGUUCAGUCACAAAUAUGUGUGCACCAACACCGUAAUGAUGGUAAAUAAAUCGCAAAAACCGGAUGUUUACAAAGUAGAGCUGAUUCCGAGUCGAGCAUCAUUGUGCCAUUCGGUGCGUAAAGCGGACGAUGAAUGUACUUGCGUUAAACCUCAAGGCGCGGAAUGGCUCAAGACACUGAAGAACAUUAUUACUGCCAAACUUUUCUAGUCAGUUUUUUUUCAUUACUUUGUAAAAUUUGAAAGUAAGAAAAUUAAAAUCCAAGCUGCUUAAUAUCAGUGUAAAAAUUUGCCGUUUCAAUAAUAAUUGCAUCCAGUGAGUGAUCCACUAUCAUUUUAUUUUACUGCUGAUUUUUCAUUAUUUAUUUUAAUUUACGGCUGCUUAUGCAAUUUGCAAGACUCGCAU
Messenger RNA from Neocloeon triangulifer, 1585 nucleotides. RefSeq names its product phosphatidylinositol N-acetylglucosaminyltransferase subunit Q (gene PIG-Q). The transcript is spliced from 6 exons. The record is from RefSeq and is a predicted model, not a curated record. Gene Ontology annotation, biological process: GPI anchor biosynthetic process. Bases 365 to 1390 code for a protein of 341 amino acids. Gene Ontology annotation, cellular component: membrane; endoplasmic reticulum. Lineage: Eukaryota; Metazoa; Arthropoda; Insecta; Ephemeroptera; Baetidae.